This is a messenger RNA of Fusarium oxysporum Fo47, 975 nucleotides long. RefSeq lists its product as uncharacterized. Lineage: Eukaryota; Fungi; Ascomycota; Sordariomycetes; Hypocreales; Nectriaceae. The record is from RefSeq and is a predicted model, not a curated record. The transcript has 2 exons. Bases 1 to 975 code for a protein of 324 amino acids.
AUGGCACAGAAGAACUAUCUCGAGUGCUCACCGCGCAGACGCCCUUUCGAGGAAAGCUCCGGCCAGCGCUACCCCGGUCAAGUUCCUACUGCCGAAGAACUCGAGCAGCCCGGUGUUCGCCGCCGUCACAUUUCAGCUUACAUCGCAUUCAUACGCCCGGAGAUCAGUCACAUCAUCUCCGAGUAUGGCAGAGCGGCUAUCAAAAGAGUGUGCCAGGAGCUUUACGCUACUGGUGUGCGAGCGACUCCGUCGCCUUGGUUUGGCCUGAUGUGUGAGCGCACCAUGUGGAGAUUGUGUUUUGACCCGCUUGGCGACGAUGCCCCGGAAUGGCCUUGGGCGCAUGUCAUGUAUCCAUCCGUCCUCGCUCAAGGGGAGCAACCGAACGGCACAUACGAAAGAUACUGCCAGCAACGAAGGGCUCAAGAUGAAGGAAUCGCACGAGUGAAUGAACAACUCAAAGCCCAAGCCGGAGCAGCAGCUGCCGCCCGCGCCGCCGACCCCAACAACAAAUUCAUCGUCACAUCCCAAGCUCCCCUCCAAAAUGUGGGCGAUCCACUUCCAGCUGAUACCGACUCCAACAUGAGAAACGCGAUCUGGAAUCUUACCGUCAGCAAGCCAUUCGACGAGUGCAACGCGGUCGGUCCCUUCGAAGUAGAACCAAACGUCCCGUUAGAGUGGUACGUCGCCAAAGACCUGGCGGCCAUCAAUGAGUUUCUUCCGCCAAGCGUUGUUGUAAAGAUGAACGCUACGAAGAAGAGGGUCUUUGUCACUAUUGUUGAGUCUGCGCAAGUUAAUCCCAUGGUUUCUGUACGACAGAUCCUUCUUGAUGUUUGGGAGAUUGUGCAGUCGUGGGCGGUGAUGAUCAACGGAUUGGCUGAGGGUGAGAUGAAGACUCUGCUUCAGCACUUUCAGCGCGUCAAGGGGGGCGGUGGACUUUCGUGGAGCGACCAAGUUCCCUUGCCAUCUCAGCAGUAA